Messenger RNA from Symbiodinium pilosum, 1107 nucleotides. The record is from the annotation of a GenBank genome assembly. NCBI's taxonomy places the organism in Eukaryota, Dinophyceae, Suessiales, Symbiodiniaceae.
AUGCUUGGCGCCGGUAUGGCCUCUGCGCACAAAGGGCAGCUCCGCUCAUCGGCUGCGCAGAUAGAUGAGAAAGCCUCGGUUUCGCAGAUGCCAGAUCUGUUUUGCUUUGCGGUCAUGGGCAUGCCUGCCCAUGAGCAGAACCUUCUGUUAGCUCAGCAGAGCAAGGGUAAAGGACUCUUCGAGUGUCCGGAUUGGGUGGUUUUUGGCUCUACGAAAAUACCGCCUUGCACUCACGUAAUGAACGGUCUCCAGACGCAGGUCGCAAGCGGGGGUCGAUGGAAUACGGCCCUGAACACCCCGGUAUUUGUGGCGGUCUGGAAGCAGGUGCUGCAACUCCCGCAGUUUAAGGCCCAUGCCUGGACAGUCAAAGUCGACCCGGACACGGUGUUCUUCCCUUCUCGGCUAGGAAAAUUUCUUCCAAAGUCUUCAGCAAGUUUUCUGAUCAACUGCAAUGAGGGCUUGCAUGGGCCGAUCGAAGUGGUGUCCAGGGCAGCGGUGCAGAAGGUCGACUGGGAAUCUUACCUUCACUUGGCGUUCGGAUGUUUGGAGACUUCACUUGGUGUUAUGAACUUUGGGAUGUUUGGUGCAUCUGAGGAUACGUGCGGUGACAUUCCGCAAGAGGACCUUACUGACAAGCCGGGACGUGUGGCUGCAAAGUUGCUUGAUGCGGGCGGGCACAUCGAAUGCGGCUUUCCACCCGAAGAAGACGUUUCCAGAUUGGCUACGCCUUCAUCCACAAGCUUUGUAACCUCAGAAGCACCCAGCACCAGCGUGACCAAAGCAACAUCCAAAGAUGAUUUGCUGGAAGACAUCGCUGGAUCCUGGCAUGACCGAGGAGGGUUCGAUUGUUUCCGAAAUUUUGCCUCAGAGCCGGCUGCCAUGAAUCCGUACAUGACUGCCAGCGAAGCAGCCUGCAAGUCAGCCUGCGAGGGGUAUGAGUACUGCGAUGCUAUAAUCCUACUGGCAGAUACACCUGGACAAUGCUGGCUUCGGCAGAACUUCGUACUGGGUGAGUGCGUCAAGAGCAAUCGUUACCGUGUCCUUGUCCUGCAGAGGCCUGACACGCAGCCUGACUCGCGCUGGGCGGAGGAGACUGACUUCAAGUGA